AUGGGCAAACAGAAAGUGCAGAAAUUGAACAGCUGCCUGGGCCGCUGCCGCCGACGGCCGUGGAGGACGAGCCAACCCGACAGCCUGGAGGGCUGGGCGCCGCUCCGGGAGGGCCUCUUCGCCGAUCCCCAGAGGCACCGGUUGCGCUUCCGGGUGGCUUGGAACGGCGCGGAGGGCAAGUUUGCUGUGACUUGUCACGACCGCACCGCGCAGCAGCCGCAGCGGCGCGAGGGGGCGCGGCUGGGCCUGGAGCACAAGCCCGAGGCCGCCGUGUCCCCGCCCAUCUGGGCCGGCCGGCUCUCGGCCGCGGGGUUCCGCGGCGCGCGCCGGCAGCUAGCGGCGCUGUGGCCGCCUCUGGAACACUGCUUCCCACGGCUGCCGCCGGAGCUGGACGUGGGCGGCGGCGGGGCCUGAGGUGUGGGGCUCGGGCGGUGGGCGCUGCUCUGGCCGGCGCGCGCGGGUCCCGGCGAGGCGGCGCUGCAGGAGCUUUGCGGGCAGCUGGCCUACCUGGGCGCGGCGGCCCACGGCUGUGGCGGCGCCACCGUGCGCGACGCUCUCUUCGCGGCUAACGGCCGCGCGGCCGACGGCGAGAGCCCGCGCGAGUUUCGGGAGCGGGCCCUGCGCGCCUGAUGGGUCGAGGCGGACGCGCGGCUGCGUCAGGUUAUUCAAGGACACGGAAAAGCCAACACCAUGGUAGCAUUAAUGAAAGUUUACCAAGAGGAAGAUGAAGCCUACCAGGAGUUAGUUACCGUGGCAACCAUGUUUUUCCAGUACUUACUGCAGCCAUUUAGGGCUAUGCGAGAAGUUGCAACUUUAUGUAAGCUUGAUAUUUUGAAGUCCUUGGAUGAGGAUGACCUAGGUCCUAGAAGGGUAGUUGCCCUGGAGAAAGAAGCUGAAGAAUGGACCAGACGGGCUGAAGAAGCUGUCGUCUCUAUUCAAGAUAUCACAGUGAAUUAUUUUAAGGAGACAGUAAAAGCAUUAGCAGGAAUGCAGAAAGAAAUGGAACAGGAUGUGAAGAGAUUUGGCCAGGCUGCCUGGGCCACAGCAAUUCCCAGGUUGGAAAAACUUAAGCUAAUGCUAGCUCAAGAGACUCUGCAACUCAUGAGAGCGAAAGAGUUGUGUUUAAAUCACAAAAGAGCUGAAAUUCAGGGAAAGAUGGAAGAUCUUCCAGAACAAGAAAAAAAUAUAAAUGUUGUAGAUGAAUUAGAAAUACAAUUUUAUGAAAUUCAGUUACAACUAUAUGAAGUUAAAUUUGAGAUAUUAAAAAACAAAGAAAUACUGCUUACUACACAGUUGGACUCUCUUAAAAGACUUAUAAAAGAAAAACAGGAUGAAGUUGUCUAUUACGAUCCAUGUGAAAGUCCAGAGGAACUUAGUCUGACUGUGGUGGGGCUGCAGGACGAUAAGAAUUCGGAAGUGAAAGAACUCAGAAGGCAGUGCCAGCAGCUGGAGUCUAUUAAACGGGGCAGGAUCUGUGUCAAAAGAGCUUCUCUCCAGAGUAGAAAGGAUCAGUGCAAAGAAAAUCAUUGGCUCAGAUUGCAACAGGCUGAAGAAAGCAUAAGAUAUUCUCGUCAGCAUCACAGUAUUCAGAUGGCAAUUGAAAAGCUGCAGGCCGGUGCUCUUGCAACUGACGUAGUCACUGCAGCACUGGUGGAACUUGAGGUGUACACACACAGUUACGCUUCAUGGAGUUGCAUCCAGCCAAGUAUCCAUGUUCUUCUUGUGAAGAGGCAGAGAAAAUCACCUCUCCCAAGAAUUUCCACCUUCUGAACAAGGGAAAUGUAUCCUGAAGAGCCGUACAUAGAUGGGAGGCAACUUGUUUGCUUGUUCUGCUGCUGGAGCAUUGAUUUAAUUAGAAGACAGGCUGUGGGUGGCCAUGUGCACACAGAGAAGCACCAGACAGAGCCCGUUUAGCCUGGGACAGUAAGAAUCUGUUUGAGAAGAUGGUUCCUGUGUGAGUGCGGCAGUCUUUGGCUGCCUGUGAUCAGAGGAAAGCUGAUUUGUUAACAGAUCAAUUGCU
Messenger RNA from Pan troglodytes (chimpanzee), 2020 nucleotides. Its product is annotated as WASP homolog-associated protein with actin, membranes and microtubules. Gene Ontology annotation, cellular component: cytoplasm; endoplasmic reticulum-Golgi intermediate compartment membrane. Lineage: Eukaryota; Metazoa; Chordata; Mammalia; Primates; Hominidae. Gene Ontology annotation, biological process: Arp2/3 complex-mediated actin nucleation; endoplasmic reticulum to Golgi vesicle-mediated transport. The record is from RefSeq and is a predicted model, not a curated record. Gene Ontology annotation, molecular function: Arp2/3 complex binding.